This is a messenger RNA of Alternaria metachromatica, 495 nucleotides long. RefSeq lists its product as uncharacterized. The coding region runs from base 1 to 495 and encodes 164 amino acids. NCBI's taxonomy places the organism in Eukaryota, Fungi, Ascomycota, Dothideomycetes, Pleosporales, Pleosporaceae. The record is from RefSeq and is a predicted model, not a curated record. The transcript has 2 exons. Gene Ontology annotation, molecular function: peroxiredoxin activity.
AUGUUGAACUGCCAUCGCACCUCGAAGCAACCGACCGCCAGCAUGUCGACCGAUCCGAAGCUCGACGAGCUACACAAGCAGCUCUUCGAUGAAGGGCUGAAGAUGAGACGGAGUGUGGUGGGAGAUGAAUACGUCAAUCGCGCGCUGGAGAACGGGUCCACUGAGUUCUCACGAGCCGGACAGGAGCUCGUCACCGAGAUGUGCUGGGGAUACGCUUGGACACGUCCAGGUCUCGACAAGAAGCAGAGAAGUCUGAUCAACAUCGGCAUGCUCAUGGCACUCAAUCGCGCCCCCGAGCUUGCUGUGCAUGUGCGCGGGGCGAGGAACAAUGGUCUUUCCGAGCUUGAGAUCCGUGAAGCCAUCAUUCACGCCACAACAUACUGCGGUGUGCCGGCUGGGGUCGACGCGAUGAAGACAGCUGAGAAGGUCCUGAAUGACAUGGCCGAGAAAGGCGAGAUGCCGCGAGAACUGGGCGAAAGGAGCAAGAAGGCGUGA